AUGAAGCGUAAGAUGAUGAAUGAUGAUGAGGGGAAAGGUAGUGGUCGGAGACGGAGGCCGAGACUCAAUGACUGGACAGUUGUGGAUGAAGAAGGAAGGACAAUUCCGGGCGUUGGGAGAACCAAGUCCGGCAAGUAUGAUUGCAAGAUUACCGAUCCAUUCAAGAAAAAGAUGGUUUGGAUCGGAACUUUUAGCACUGUUGAAGCCGCUGUUGAAGCCCGCCUCGCAAAGGAACGCGAAUUCGAUCUCGCCCGGCAGCGCGGAAUCGAUCCCCCGGCGCCAGGACAUGUUUCCAGGGGAAUUGAAUGGGUGGAGGUUUUUGAAAAAGAACCCCCCGCGGCGCUGCCGGAGGAGGAAGAAGAACCUGUUCUGGUGGAUUCACAAAUUCCUAAUGACAAUAAUAAUUCACCUGACGAUUGUGCAACAAAUGUAGAGCUAAAUCAUACGUAUUGGAAUUAUUCGGAACCAACUCAAAAUUAUUUAGGUUCUGAUGAAGAAUUCGCAACUCAUAAGACUAUACAUCGGCCUUCUUCUUGUCCACCUGAUCAUGACGAGCCGACCACGGAGGAAUCAUCACAGACAGUUUCUGAGCGCCCAAAACCAGUUAUCGUGUCGUGUGAAACACUGAAAGAGAAACUGAAUGUUGUGUCGGUGACGAGUACGGAGUACAACGGAGGAGGUGCUCUGGGGUAUUUUGUUCCAAGCCCCAAUGAUGGGAGUUCUGGAUCCAUGAUUUUUGUGCCUAUUAUAGACAACCAUGGUUUCUUGUUAGGGGAAUUUGGCAAAAUAGAUGAUUUAGAAGAGCAUCACUCAUAA
This is a messenger RNA of Oldenlandia corymbosa var. corymbosa, 816 nucleotides long. The record is from the annotation of a GenBank genome assembly. Lineage: Eukaryota; Viridiplantae; Streptophyta; Magnoliopsida; Gentianales; Rubiaceae.